AUUCGAAUCAGAGUGCGCAAGCGCACCAUGCCCCCUCUCCGGAUACAUUUGUAUACAAAACUCGAAAAGUUCUCACCAAGUUGUCAAAAUUUUCCUUGAAUCUCGCGAAGACAGAACCAAAAUGGAUACCAAGCAACCGCCGACAAUUAUUUUUCACCCCAUCAUCUCGUCAAUUCAAAAAAUCGCACUGUACGAGACCAAAUCCAGAUUCUACCUGAUGGGGUCAAAUAACACUCAAACCCGAUUCCGAGUCCUGAAGAUCGACCGGCAAGAGUCCCGGGAAUUAUCCCUAGUGGACGACAAAAUGGAAUACACUCAGGAGGAGAUAAUCGAGCUAGUAAACAUGAUCGACCAGGGUAACCGAUCGAAAGCCGGUCACCGUUCGAAAGGCCACGGUGUAGCCAAAAUAGUAUCAGCCUUUGGCAUCGUCGGUUUCAUUCGUUUCCUGGAGGGCUACUACAUAAUCCUCGUGACGAAGCGUCGCAGAGUCGCAGUGAUCGGCCACCACACCAUCUACAAGAUCGAGGACACAGCGAUGAUCUACAUACCGAACGAUUCGGUCCGCGUUUUUCACCCGGACGAGCAGCGCUACGUCAAGAUGUUCCAGAGCAUCGACCUGAACAGCAACUUCUACUUCAGCUACUCGUACGACCUGACGCAGACCCUCCAGACUAACUCAGCGGCCCCCAAGCACAUAAAAACUGAGACAACCAGUGGGGAUCAGAGCCGAGAGAGUGGGAACGACGAGGAGUUCUUCAACAUGUGGCUGUCCAGGAGGAACUGGCAGAAGAACGAUGAGUACGGAAUAAGAAGUAAUCCUCACCGUCGUUUCGUCUGGAACGAUCACCUCCUGAAGCCAGUGGAGAAGGAUCUUCAUCGAGACUGGAUUCUCUACAUAACUCACGGCUUCGUUGGCCAGUCUAAUGUCAGUAUAUUCGGCAGGUCAAUGUACAUAAUCCUGAUAGCAAGACGUAGCAACCGAUACGCGGGCACGAGGUUCCUGAAACGUGGUGCCAACUGCAAAGGGGACGUUGCCAAUGAGGUUGAGACUGAACAAAUUGUUCAUGACUCAGCAGUAUCAUCUUUACACAACGGUAGAUUCAGCUCCUUCGUUCAGAUGAGGGGCUCAGUCCCCGGUUACUGGUGCCAGGACAUCAGUAAGAUGGUUCCCAAACCGACCAUCUCCUGUGUCCUGGCGGAUCCGUUCUUCGAGUGCGCUGGGGCGCACUUCAACGAGCUCCUCAAGCGCUACGGGGCCCCAAUAAUCAUUCUCAACUUGGUCAAGAAAAGAGAGAGGAAGAAGCAUGAGAGCAUUCUGAGUGAGGAGAUGUUCGAUGCUGUUGAAUAUCUCAAUCAGUUUCUGCCUCUUCAACAUCAGAUUCAGUACGUCAGCUUCGACAUGGCGAGAAUGAACAAGGGAAAGACUGCCAAUGUCAUGGGGAGACUGGCAAAUAUUGCAAACAAUGCUGUACUCAAGACUGGAAUUUUUCAGUCACAGGAGCCGUACUACAAUCAGCGAAAGACUCUCAAUCCCUCUGGGAGCGUCAAGAAGAGCCACAAAGAGAUGACUGCCUCGAUGACUAAGAAUUUCGAUCUCGAGGUGAAUCCACAAAUUGAGGAGAAGAUCAGGGACUUGUUCCUGACGAAGGGAACCGUUCAGACUGGCAUCAUUCGGACAAAUUGUGUUGAUUGCCUUGACCGAACUAAUACUGCUCAAUUCGCCAUUGGCAAGUGUGCACUGGGGUAUCAACUGUGUGCUCUUGGUGUUCUGGAGCAACCCAGACUGGAAUUUGAUUCUGAUUGCGUUAGAAUGCUGGAGGAGAUGUACGAGGAUCAUGGGGACACUCUUGCACUCCAAUACGGUGGCUCACAGCUUGUUCAUAGAAUCAAGACUUACAGGAAAACUGCCCCCUGGACCAGCCAGGGAAAUGAUAUAAUGCAGACAUUGAGCAGAUACUACAGCAAUACCUUCAGCGAUCAGGAGAAACAACACACCAUCAACUUGUUCCUGGGGGUUUUCGUGCCUGAGGAGGGUAAACCGCCGAUCUGGGAGCUCCUCACGGAUUACUAUCUUCAUAAUAAGGCAGCAGUGACGUACAGAAGGAGAAACAAAGUACUGACACAAUGGUGGGAUGACAAUGUUUACAAGUGUCUACCCUAUGCUUACAAUCAGGUGGCUAAGACUUGCUCGGAGAUGAUUCAGGUACAGCACUCGCAGGAGGAAAUGGUCGACAUUUAUUAUGAUUAUCAUCGACCUUUUGAGCUUAUCCAGCUGGCGGAAAUUUAUGCUUAUCAGGUGAGCCACUCGGUGAGGGACUUCAUGCCUCAUUUCACCACCAACUUCAGUCCCUUCGCCGUGAGAAUAAGACCUGGCAGACGAAGGGAGGAAACCUCCAGUAAAAAUGCGAACAUCAAAAACCCCUCGAUGACAGGACAAAGCAGCACAAGCAGCAAUGCCAGCAGUGCCAGCUCGAGUGUUGACACAAGCUCUGAUGACGAGGACUCAAGACAUGGUAGUGACAACCAGUUCAUUCCAUUGAAGGACCCCAAUGAGAUGAUGAGCUUCGAGAGCCUCUUCCUCUCGAUGAGAGAGGUCUACGGAGUCGAGCCCCAGAUCCCCAGAAGGAGUGACCUCAUUCUAUACAAGAGAUAUGUAAUGAUGGGACGAAAUGCAACUUACCACAGUGAUUAUUCCAGCUUGAGGUCCAAGAUGCUGCAGCAGGCUACCUUCCCUGAUGUCACCCCUGUAAAAGUGGAGCUGCCCAAGGUCUCAGAUACUAGUGUCAGUAUUUACGAGCAGUAUGUGCAGAGGGGAAAGAAUGGAGGCUUCGCCCCCAGUCCCAUGGAUCUUCAUUUGUAUGAGAAAUAUGCUAGCCAGCAGCUAAUGAUCCUGGGAGUGCGUUGUAAGGAGGCAUUUUGACAAUUCAAUGCUAUUUGAAUUUCACCAUGUCUUCAAGUCAAGGAAUACCAAAAGCAAAUUUUUUUUGUUACUAAUUAUUAAAAGUUUAUAGUUAAUUAUAUGCAACUUUGAAUGUGAUAUGUAUUUUUUUUAUAAGUGUGGGAAUGAAAAAUGUAAACUAGUGUACGUCAGAGAAAUAUAAUUAAAUUUUUUUAUCACGACUGACAUCAUCUAUAAUAUUGUUCUAUCGAGUUGAAGGAUGAAUGUAAUAAAAUUGUAAAUUGUUA
Messenger RNA from Diachasmimorpha longicaudata, 3186 nucleotides. RefSeq names its product polyphosphoinositide phosphatase (gene FIG4). Gene Ontology annotation, biological process: phosphatidylinositol dephosphorylation. The coding region runs from base 122 to 2920 and encodes 932 amino acids. Gene Ontology annotation, cellular component: intracellular membrane-bounded organelle. The record is from RefSeq and is a predicted model, not a curated record. The transcript has 2 exons. Gene Ontology annotation, molecular function: phosphatidylinositol-3,5-bisphosphate 5-phosphatase activity. NCBI's taxonomy places the organism in Eukaryota, Metazoa, Arthropoda, Insecta, Hymenoptera, Braconidae.